AUGCCCUCCACGGGCGUCUUGGUGGCUCCCACUCGUCACGACGUGAUGGGUCUUCGAUUGGAAGAAGUGUUGAGCAACAAGGGCAACAAGACGUGUGCCGAUUGUCCGACCAAGAAACCGCUUUGGGCGUCUUAUUUGCGAUCUCGGAAACAAGGAGAUGGAGAUGGUGAUUUGGACGACAGUAGUGUGCGAAGUACCAGUUCUCGUCGUACUACUACUUCUGCUAGUAGUAGUGGCAAUAAUGAAAUGAAAGGUGUGGAUAUCGAAGGCACGUUGGCCGUGUUGGUGUGCAACGAUUGUGCCCAACAUCAUCAUUUUGAAUUGGGCAAGAAGCGAUGCAUGAUCAAGUAUUUGAAAUACAGUCAUGAAUUGACUCCGGUGGAUUUGGAUAUUUUGGAGAAUAGUGGGAAUGCGUUGGUCAACAAGUACUACGAAGCCUUUUUGACAAAGGAGGCGUUUGACAAGGAAGCUAUCGAAAAAGAUUUGCCUACAGAAACCGAGCGUCGCGGCAAAUUCAUCAAGAACAAGUACAAGAAAACAAAAUAUCGAGAUCAUGCCGCAUUGGCCAAGCUCAUUCCCAAAUUGCAACGCAAACGACAAAUUAGAGAAAUGAUUCUCGAGAAUGCGGCGGCUCCACAUCUCACCACACAGCAGUCUUUUGACAGCCAAGACAACGACAAUAAAGACUCACCCGAAGCUACCAUUUUUCGUCGUACUCAAACCAUGAAUGACGCCGAAAACAUCAAGGCAGUGGGUGAAAAGGAAAAGGCCGCAUUGGAAGGAGCUCAAGCUGUUGUGGAAGACGGCGACACGUCCAUUUUGACCGUCCUGCGUCGCUGCAAGACCGAUGCUCAAAACGCCGCAAAAAAAGUACAACUAUCGGCCACGGAACGGCGGCAACGAGCACUCGCCGCACGUCGUGCCGUACGUCGUCGUAGUUCCUUUUCGGAUCCGUCCGAUCUGUUACAACAACUCAAGGAUGACAACGACAACAACAACAACAACAGCACUGUUAGUAGCGCCAAAGCAAAAGCACCCCGCAAGGCACGACGUCGUCGCAGUUCCUUUGGCGAUUCUCCCACGUCUCCCUUUUUGGGAGAUUUUGGCAAUACGAACAAUGCGUUGUCCUUCUUGUCACGCAGUGUCAGCACCGGUGCUGCCAACCAACCCAAAGACAAAACAACAACAGAAGCAACCUCUCGUCGCUGCAUUUCCUUUGGAGAACAGCAAGAUCCAAAACCACAAAAACCACAAUCACCUCCUCCUAAAAAGAGCCUCGAUCUGGCCAAUUUGAGGAAACGCAUGGAAAACGUCAAAACGUUGCUCGAUCAAUCUACCGAAGAAGUCAAUGCCAAAUUGGGAAUCCACAAUAACAAUAACAGUGGCGACAAUGGGAACGAUGGCGACGAAUGCAAUGAUGAUGCGCCUACUAAUCGUCGUCGCAGUUCCCUUUCGGAUCUCAAAUCCUUCGAUCUCGAUUUGUCGUCGUCGCAAACAUUGCCCCGACCACCCAAAGGCAUUGGGCGCAGUCGCAGCACCGGAAAAGCCAAUUUGAACAAGAGUCUCGACUUGUCGGAAACAUUGGUACAGCCACCCAAAGGUAUUGGUCGCAGUCGCAGUACUGGCGCCAAAGCCAGUACUUUGCACAAGAGUUGCAGUGGGUUGGAUGAUAUCACUGCUGCCUCGAGUUCUUUACUGCCCGUCAAUCCCAGUCGCAGCAAAUCGCCCAAAUUGGCACGCAUCACUCGCAGUCGCAGCAAUUCCGAAGACAAUCCCAUUAUGCGUUCCAAAUCGCGGGAUCGCAGCAAUGACUCGACCAGAAUUCGAUCUACUCGAGAUCGCAGCAACGACUCCACUAGAAUGCGAUCGGAUCGCAGCAAGUCUCCGAAACAACGCGACAAUGAACUCCGACGCGACCGUAGUAAAUCCACAAAGGGCGAUGAACGCACUCGCAGCAAAUCUCCCAACACUCGCUCCCGCAGCAAGUCUCCCAAUGGCGAUGAACGCUCCCGCAGCAAAUCUCCCAUGGGCACCCCUUCUGCCGCCGCCAAGAGCCUGUUGGACGAUUCCGACACGAGUGUGGACGCGAAACACUUGAAAUUUCCCGCCAAAUUAAGCAGCAGCAGCCGCGGCAGAUCCUCCGGCGAAGAACGAAACAAAAAGGACCUGUCGAAAUCAACGUCGGCACUCUGGAGCAGCCGCAGCAAAUCUCCCAAAAAGCAGGAUUUGUCCGCUUCAUCCUCGGCACUACUACAGAUGCCCAACAACCCCAGUCGAUCACGGGGCAAGGAGGAAAAGCUUCGUGCGAGUAGUAGUCGAAGCAAGUCUCCUGCAACCAAGGAUGCCUCAUUGCGAGGAUCAGCGAGCAGAAGUCGAUCUCCCAAAAAAGCCAAUCGCCGUCGAAGUUCGUUGAGUGACCUCAACUUAUUGCAGAGCAGCAAGACAAAAGACGGUCCUUCCGAAAAGCAAAUGCUUCGUAUGCACAUGAGUUCUGUUCUCGAUGUUGGGAAGGCCGAUUUUUAG
Molecule: messenger RNA, 2523 nt
Organism: Seminavis robusta
Lineage: Eukaryota; Bacillariophyta; Bacillariophyceae; Naviculales; Naviculaceae
Source: the annotation of a GenBank genome assembly